AUGCCGUUGAAGAUUCUAACCACUCCUUCACCGGCUAAAGCUGGAACCAAGCGUGCCAUCGAGUUUCAAACCACUGGAACCAAGCGCGCGACUGAUAACAACGACACUGACUCUGACUCUUCUAAGCAUUUGAAGAAGAAAGCAAACAAAACUGAACAUCGUGGUUCCGGUGACGAGAAGGAAGCGGCAAGAGACUCUAUCAAAAAGAUGUUGGCUCAGAGACUAUUCAGCGAGGAAGACGAACUCGCCAUUCUAAAAGGUCUAGCUGAUUUCAUUUCCCUAACUAAAAAUGAUCCUAUGAAAAACACACAAGCAUUUUACAAUUUUGUGAAGAAAUCUAUUCGAGCAGACGCUAAAAAGGAUCAACUGAGGCGUAAGGUUCGUGUUCUGAAGAAAAAGUUUGAAAGCAAUGGUGAAAAUUUCACCAAAGAACAUGAUCAGAAAGCUUUUGAACUUUUCAAGAAGAUUUCUGAUCAAAAGCUUUCACCAUUGCUUACAAAAUUUAUCUUAUAUGUAACUUGUAUUUUUUUUUAA
Molecule: messenger RNA, 534 nt
Organism: Vicia villosa (hairy vetch)
Lineage: Eukaryota; Viridiplantae; Streptophyta; Magnoliopsida; Fabales; Fabaceae
Product: probable transcription factor At1g61730
Exons: 1
Coding region: 1-534 (177 amino acids)
Biological process (GO): regulation of DNA-templated transcription
Cellular component (GO): nucleus
Source: RefSeq, a predicted model, not a curated record